AGACUCUGACUCUGAUGACCUCUGGGUGCCACUCCAAAGAGACCACAGUCCUCCAUCCCCUACUCGUUCAAACGUAGGAACUGGUUCCUCCAGUAUGACCCCUGCUGUCUCUGGCUCCACACCCACCCCGGCCCGGCCAUCUAGAGGUGUGAAGAAGUCAGCCCAGAAGCGGAGGAGGGCCAGUGAACCAGCGACAACAACCACUGAGGCAGAGGACCGUUGGCACACUGUGCUAGAAGGUGAACCAGCAGCAACUACCACCGAGGCAGAGGACCGUUGGCACACUGUGCUAGAAGGUGAACCAGCGACAACUACCACCGAGGCAGAGGACCGUUGGCACACUGUGCUAGAAGAUGACGUGGAGCCACUUCCACCAACAUUCAGACCGAAAAGGCAGCCAGGACCUCAGCUGGACAUGACUGCAGAGUACAGCCCCCGUCAUCUUUUCCAGAUGUUUUUCUCCUUGUCAGUUGUUGAUUGGCUGGUUUCUAACACCAACAAGUAUGGGGCUAAGAAACAAGCAGGCAAGAAAGAGGCCUGGAAGCCCAUUUCCAUCCAAGACCUGUACUGUUACAUCUCACUGGUAAUUUACACGGGGUUGGUGAAGAUGAAAACCCUGAAGGACUACUGGAAAACGUCACCUCUCUACCAACUGCCUUUCCCCACCGCUGUCAUGUCUUCUAACAGGUUUCUGACUAUCUCGCGGGCGCUUCAUAUCAGCGACCCACACGUUGAUGAGGUCAAUGACGAGAAGAGAGGCACAGCAAGCUUUGAUAGGCUGUGCAAAAUCAACCCUCUCUACUCCAGCAUGGUGGAGGCCUGCAAGACCCAUUUUCAGCCCAGCCAGAACCUGUCCAUAGAUGAGAGGAUGGUGGCCUCGAAGGCUAGAAAUGGCCUCAAACAACAUAUGGCAAACAAGCAAACAAAACUGUUUGUUUUGGCCGAUUCUGUGUGUGCCUACACUUGGAAUGUGUUUGUUUAUGAGGGCGAAAGCAGUUUGGCGACCGGUAAGGGACUCCGUUCUGAUUCCGUUAUGGAGUUGGUGGAUGUUCCACUGCUUGGGACUGGCUUCAAACUGUUUGUGGACAACUUUUACACAAGCCCUGCCCUGUUCACAGACCUGGGAAGCUGGACGUGUGGGCUUGUGGCACUAUUUUGUCCCAACAGUAGAGGUUUUCCCAAAACCAAGGUGAGCGACAUGCCUAAGAGGGCUGAGCGGGGACCAUGCGAUGGAUUCGGAAACAUGACCUGCUCUUUGUAA
Oncorhynchus keta (chum salmon) is the source of this 1261-nucleotide messenger RNA. Its product is annotated as piggyBac transposable element-derived protein 4-like. The transcript is spliced from 2 exons. The record is from RefSeq and is a predicted model, not a curated record. NCBI's taxonomy places the organism in Eukaryota, Metazoa, Chordata, Actinopteri, Salmoniformes, Salmonidae. Bases 95 to 1261 code for a protein of 388 amino acids.